CCGCGCCGCCACCCAAACGGGUUACCCGCUUCAACCUUCGUCAACAAACCGCCGCCCCAAACAAAGGGCAGCCCAGCCGUCUGCAUCCAAUUUCACUUUCACAACGCUGCCCAGCGCUGACCAUCGACAAUUAUUGCCCCCGGAAUUCAUAAGUAGAUUUUAAUUCCUGCUCCGCUGUCCAGCAAAUACUCCUCUUCCACGCUCACGCCACAGCCGGCCAUCAGGGCACCCGCUCCCACGCACGCGACGAUUGCCUCGUCCACGCCGAUUUUGGUCGCCGGUACCGUGUCUCGCAGCGUCUACUACGCCUGCGAGCUGAUUGAUCUUGACCUGCCAUGACGGGUAAAGACGAGCACGACCCUCUUGUACCCAUGGACGCCUUCUCGCCUGCCAACCCGCCCGACGAAGGCUACUCCGAAGACCCUCUUAACCCGCCGCCUCGCAACGCCGUGCUAACGUCCCUUGCGACAAUGAGAUCACCGGCUGAUCUCCCGGCUUGGCUGGCGGCUAAUGCUUCUGCGCUCCCUGUGUCUGUUAGGACUGAACUCACCUAUGCUCUCCUCAGUGAGCUGCCGACAUCGUCGAUUGCGACCAUUGUAGAGCGCCUUAACCCUCGACUAUAUAUCGACUUUAUCCAACACCUGCCGGCCGAGAUAUGUCUCAAGAUCCUGGGCUAUCUGGACCCCGUGUCCCUGGUUAGCGUCCUGCGGACUUGCCGACUCUGGUACGACUUGGGCUUAGACAGGAAACUUUGGGAACGCUUAUAUCAUCUGGAAGGCUGGAAGGCUGUCUAUUCCGAGAUUGAGCGCUGCGAAGCCAAGAUUAAUGAGCGCGUCAAUGCGUCGAUAGGCCAGCUGCAUCGCACCCAGUCGGAAGACGGCCCGGCCGCCAAGGUUCGUGGGAUCAUGAACCAAGAUGAGGAUGUGGAUAUGACGGAUGGUGACAGAACACCUGGACCCAAGGAUAGCUUCACCAGUGCUAGCGUGUUUGGCUCGCCAGGUUCAUCCUUCUCAUCUAGCCGCAAGGCAAUGCCGCCUAUCCAAGAAGCGGAUGGCUUCGGCAAAGGAAAAGGUCUGGACACAUCUUCAUCAUCAAAUGAUAGUGGCAGCAAACGAAAGGCCCCGGCUGAUGAGCCCGAGUUUCUCGAUCUGCCUAUGCCCACCUCUAGAAAGUCGUCGAUGCGGUCGUCGCUAUGGGUUUGGGACGUCAACGCCUCACAGUAUCGUAUCAACUGGAAAUACCUGUACAACACACGCCGAGCUCUCGAGUCAAACUGGGAUCUUGGCAAGUUUACGACAUUCGUACUGCCCCACCCAGACUAUCCUGAAGAAGGACAUCAAGAGUGCGUCUACACGAUACAGUUUGAUGCCAAGUACCUGGUCAGUGGCAGCAGAGAUCGAACUAUGAGGAUAUGGAAUAUGAAAACUCGACGACUGGCCCGAGCCCCCUUGGUGGGCCACUUGGGCUCAGUAUUAUGUCUCCAAUUUGAUGCUGACCCUGCCGAGGACAUCAUUGUGUCUGGCAGCUCCGACUCAGACGUGCUGAUUUGGAAGUUUUCCACCGGUGAAAUCCUGCAAAAGAUUACAAAGGCGCAUCGCGAAUCUGUUCUCAAUGUACGAUUUGACAAGCGUAUUUUGGUAACGUCAUCAAAGGAUAAGACCAUCAAGAUUUUCAACCGACGUCCCCUGCGCUAUGGUGAUCUGGGCUAUGAGACUGGCGCGGACGUGGUCAACCCUGUCGGUAUCCCCGUCAAGCCGUAUGGGUACGAACCCGAUUUAGCACAGGAGCUGCCAAUCAAGCCGUCUUGGACCCAAAUUGCACGUCUGGACGGCCAUGGAGCUGCAGUCAACGCUAUCCAAGUCCGAGAUCGAACCAUUGUGUCCGUAUCGGGAGACCGCCAAAUCAAGGUCUGGGAUUGGCCGCGCCAGGUCUGCGAAAAGACAAUACCCGCACACGAAAAGGGAAUCGCGUGCGUUGAGUUUGACGGCCGCAGAAUUGUCAGUGGCAGCAGCGAUUACGAGGUUGGUGUAUUCGAUGCCAUCACAGGACUCAAGGUUGCCAGCCUGCGGACCCAUGGUAACCUUGUGCGUACUGUGCAAGCCGGGUUUGCAGAUCUGCCGGACAGCCGGUACGAGGAUGAACGGGAAGCCCGCGCACUAGACGCAGAAUAUACCAGGGCUGUGGAGGCUGGUGAAAUUGACCGAGAGGCUGAGCGUCGAGCUCGCCAUGCUCGUCGAGCCAACAACCCCAGCUCGCGAGCGGUGGAUGUGCAGACCUUUGGAGCCAAGAUUCCCCCUGGUGGCGGCGGUGGAAAGAAGUAUGGUCGCAUUGUGUCUGGGUCAUAUGAUCAGACAAUCAUCAUUUGGCGUAGAGACAAGGAGAGUGUGUGGAAGCCUGCUCACUUUCUUCGCCAAGAGACGGCUGUUGAGCAAGCACAGCAGCAGUCUGGGGACGGGGCGGCGCGUUCGCCAGCUUCGCAAGGCGGUACGCUGUCUAUUCGCCAAUCUCGCGCCCAUCGCUCCACGCAGUCUGUAACGGCAACGGCUCUUCAUCCAACCACUGCUCGAGAGGCCCCAACCGCCGACAGCCGCGCGGCUGGUAUGUACAUGACGCUCAUUGACCAGGUCGUUCCGGCUGGCGCCGCUGCUCUUCAGCAAGCGUUGACUGUAUACCCCGGGCUGUUGACGCAUCAUACAUAUCUACAGGCGACUAUUGAGCGGGAACCCUCUCCAUUUGUACGCUCGCAGAUGCGAUCUGCCGUCACCAGCGCCUUGGUGAACCUCCAGAGUGGCCAGGCGUCGAGACAGCGCGCUGCAACACAGAGUUCGGCGGCAGCACCGAGCUUGAGUGCCUCAGGUUCAAGCAGUGCAUCUCCUCAACAGCAACAGGCGACGGCUGGCGCCGCAGAAGGCAGUUCUUCAGCAUCCCACGCCAUGGUUCCAUCUCUCUCUCUUCCACCCGCCCCUACGCUGGGUCACGCACAACCUCAUACUCACACGUACCACGGCCCUCCACGCCAACACCACCCACAUCUUGUCGCCGCAGAGAAUGCACCGGCGCGUGUGUUCAAGCUGCAGUUUGACGCAAGAAAGAUUGUCUGCUGCACGCAGGCCCAUGUCAUUGUCGGCUGGGACUUUUGCAACGGCGAGGCAGACCUUGAAGAGGUUAGCCGAUUCUUUGCCACGGUCGACUAAAGCAGCGUCUUUUUUUUCUUAUCAUCAUCACCACCACCCAUAUAUCAUUAAUGAGUGCGACGGCGUAUUCCAGGAUAUCUUUUUUUUAUUGUUGGCAUAACAGGUAGACCAGGGAAAGCAUUCACAUAGGUAGACAAAGGAUAGGCAGGCAGGAAAUCAGGCAUGUUAGCAUAUUUCUCUUUUUGAAAUCAUCAAAUUAAAAUUCACAUUUACCAUUAUUGCUGUCCUUUCUAAUCAAAUGCACAGCGCUACGCUUGUUGAACUAUUUCCCAGUAUGAUCUCAGUACACACAAAAAAGACACAGUAUUCAUUCUCUUUCCAACUCAGCCCGCAACCUGCUUCACCUUAUCCUCCGUCUGCGGCGGCUCAUCAAUAAACUCAGGCACCACCUCGUCCUGCAAAAAUCCUGGCACCGCACCGCCCAUCAUCUCCUGCUCCAGCUCCUGCUCCAUACCCAGUGCCUCGAGCUCCGCAUCGAGCUCAGCCUCGUCCACCUCGUCGGGAAUAUCGUAGCUGCGCGCCAGACUAUCCUGGAUCUCGUUGCCCACGUCCAUGAGGUCGGCCAUUUCGUCCUGCAGGCGCUCAAUCUUGUCGAUGUCGAUCUUGCCGUACUGCCUGCGCAGCUCCUUAUUGGUCGUCUUCAUCGCGUCGACCUGUGUCAUGACGUUCUUGAGGUUGUCCUGCAUACUUUGUGCUUGCUCCAUGUUCCAGACUUGGCCUUCGAGCUUCUCCUUCUCGGCCUCGUAGGCCUUGCGGCGCUGCAGGACCUUGAGGGCCUUUUGUUUGAUGGCUUGUUUGCCGGGGCCUUCACGCAUCUUGGAGAGUUUCUCCUGGUAGGCGGAGAGCUCGCCGUUGAGGGCUUUGAGUUUGGUGUCGAUGGAGGCGACGCGGGUGUCGAUGUUGGAGAUGGCGCCGUUGAGGGUCGGUUUGGGCCCUGUGGGCUUAGAGCCGAAGAAGCGGUUCAUGGUGUUGUUGAUGUGCGCAGAGAAUAGAGAGGGAUGUGUCGAGUCGUGAGGAUGGGAGGUAUGGUGUGGUUUUUGUUGGUAGGUGAGAGUUGGGCGAGAAGUGUUGGUAGGUGCAGUAGAUGGUUGAGCUUUUGGUGUCUGCCUG
[Torrubiella] hemipterigena is the source of this 4304-nucleotide messenger RNA. The record is from the annotation of a GenBank genome assembly. NCBI's taxonomy places the organism in Eukaryota, Fungi, Ascomycota, Sordariomycetes, Hypocreales, Clavicipitaceae.